AAUACGAGGCUCGAAGAGAGGAACGAUUGGCUGUUGCGAAACGCCAACCACGUGGGAAUCGAAUCACGAAAAAGGUCAAAAGAUCUUUUCUCUCUCUAGUCUCUCUCUCUUCGAACUAUCAAGUCUAGUCCGUGGUCCUCCUCUGGCAUCUUCUGGUUCAUCACCGUCAUCACAGUCGUCACGAUCCUCUUCCCCACUGGGCCUGAAUUGAUGGGUAAAGCUUGGGAAAUCUGCAAACCGUUGCGUAAACACACAGUGAAGAGCUGUAACGUGUUCAUCUGUUCCUGAUACUAUUCUUUUCUUAAAACCCUAAAAAGAAGUCCAUUUCCGGAUUCAAUUUCCCUUUUAACUUCUUUGAAUUGAGUUAUCCAGGUUGUUUCUCUCUCUAGCUUCUACUUACUUAACAGAGGCAUUCUCUGGAGUUAGGGUUGGUGUUUGACACACAGUGUAAAUGGUCGUAAGCAAAUGGAGGGAAGUGAAUGUGGUGGGAAGAAUGGCAGCUCGAGUGAGAGACGACCUCCGAAUCCUCUCGCUGGAGCUUACAGGCAGUGUUUCAGCAGUGCUCAUGUCGCGUCCCCUUGCAGGAAAACACUUGUUCGUCGCCCGUCUCUCGUGAAAAUGACAACAUCAGAUGUCUCCAUUGGGCCUGCAUUGGGUGAGCACUGUGAAACUGACUUCAUCCCGAUUGUUCGCUCUGGGGGUUGGGCUGACAUUGGCUUUCGGCAGAGCAUGGAGGAUGCUUAUAUUUGUGUUGACAAUUUCAUGCUAAAAUAUGGGCUCGAGAGUUUCUGUGAUGGGCCCAGUGCCUUCUAUGGGGUCUUUGAUGGACAUGGAGGAAAGCAUGCCGCUGACUUUGCUUGCAACCAUUUGCCAAGGUUCAUCAUAGAGGAUGAAGACUUCCCAAGGGAGAUUGAGAGGGCUGUUGCUUCUGCAUUUCUUCAAACGGAUACUGCACUUGCCGAGGCUUGUUCUGUGGACAAUACCCUUGGUUCUGGAACGACUGCAUUGGCAGCUCUUGUUGUUGGGAGGUCAUUGGUGGUUGCAAAUGCUGGAGACUGCAGGGCGGUAGUCUCCCGUCGGGGCAAAGCAAUAGAGAUGUCGAGGGAUCACAAGCCAGUCUGCAUGAAAGAGAUGAAGAGGAUAGAAGCUUCAGGAGGGUAUGUCUAUGAUGGAUACCUUAAUGGGCAGCUUAAUGUUGCUCGUGCCCUUGGGGACUGGCACAUGGAAGGAAUGAAGAGCCAAGAAGGUGGGCCUCUUAGUGCUGAACCUGAGCUGAUGAGCAUGAACCUGACAGAGGAGGAUGAAUUCCUGAUUAUGGGUUGUGAUGGGCUCUGGGAUGUCUUUAGGAGCCAGAAUGCGGUCGAUUUUGCCAGGAGGAAGCUCCAGGACCACAAUGACCCCGUCUUGUGCUGCAGAGAACUGAUUGAUGAGGCUUUGAAAAGGAAGAGCGGGGACAACCUAGCUGUUGUGGUGGUGUGCUUUCACUCAAAGCCUCCACCAAACCUGGUUGUGCCGCGUCCUAGGGUGCAGCGGAGCAUAUCUGCUGAGGGUCUGCGGGAGUUGCAGAGCUUCUUGGAUAGUUUGGGUAACUAAAGUGGUGGUGGUAGGUUAAUUUUCUGAUCAGAUGUUUUAGCAGUCAGAAUUAGUCUUGAGGUAAAUCAUCCAACUGUAUCAUAUGCGGCUCCAGCAGAUUCUUCUUGUUUCAUUUGAUUCUGGUUGUCAACAUUUAGUUGUCAAAAACUAACCUAGGUAUUGAAGUUGUCAAGGACAACUAACCCAAAGAAGAAGCUCUUCUUGGAGAUGAUCUUGGAAUGUAUGAAACUGGAAAAUUUUUGCUCUUUGUUGCCAAUCCAUGUUUGAUUAGCUGA
Molecule: messenger RNA, 1868 nt
Organism: Macadamia integrifolia
Lineage: Eukaryota; Viridiplantae; Streptophyta; Magnoliopsida; Proteales; Proteaceae
Product: probable protein phosphatase 2C 57
Exons: 4
Coding region: 466-1593 (375 amino acids)
Biological process (GO): protein dephosphorylation
Molecular function (GO): protein serine/threonine phosphatase activity; cation binding
Source: RefSeq, a predicted model, not a curated record